AUGUCGAAUGCAGUGUUGUUAUUGGACCAAGAUGUUGACGAUUUGGCAACUGUAUCCUUUGUGGACGAAGCGCUUAUGGUAGCUAUCCUGCGUUGCCGAUUUCGGAAGAAGAAGAUCUACACCGCAGUGGGCGAAAUUCUGCUUUCCCUAAACCCUUUCGAGGCAAUCCGUCAACCACUACCAAAUGCCGUCGCGAAUGUGGAACCUGGCCGGCCAGCGCAUUCGCCCAAACCAGCCGAAUGGUCACUGCCGCAUAUCUCUGUCUCCGCUUCCCGCGUGUAUCAAAACCUUCUGGAACGACAUCAUGCCCAGUGCUGCAUAUUCAGCGGAGAAAGCGGAUCGGGAAAGACGGAAGCAUCGAAACUGUUUUUAUCUCAUUUAAUGCAGAUCUCCAAUGGUGAUCAUGAGCUGGAACAAAAAAUCCUGAUUAUGAACCCCUUGCUAGAAGCCUUCGGCAACGCCCACACCAGCCUAAAUCAUAAUUCUAGUCGGUUUGGAAAGUUCAUUCAGCUAACCUUUGCCGACACUGGGAAAGUAACCGGGGCGAAAAUUUCUGAAUAUCUGCUGGAGAAAUCUCGGAUCACCCACCGGAACCCAGGAGAAUCUAACUUUCACAUUUUCCACACUAUUAUGAGUGAUCUACCGGCUCAGUUGUUAAAGAAACUGAAACUCGAUUCAGGCGCAACAUACGAAUAUCUAGAUGACGUGCAAGCGAGACAGCGACCUCCAGUUAACGGGCAUCUGCAAAACUAUCGUGACCUUUGCGAUGCGUUGUCGGUAGUUGGAUUUAGCAAAGAUGAGCAGUAUCACAUUUUUACCAUUUUGGCAGCAAUUCUUUGCCUGGGAAACGUAAAAUUCACGGAAGAUCCCGGCGGGAAAAUUCCGUUUUGCACGGAUACGGAAAGAUUCGUCAAAAAUGCCGCGAGUCUAUUGGAAACUGAAAGGCAGAAUCUUAGAAAUCAACUCCAAAAUUUGGAAAUCUACUCGCGGGGUGAAGUAAUCUGCCGACCAUAUAGCAAAAGCGAGGCUGAAGACUGCCGCGAUUCCAUCUCCAAGGCAUUAUACAAUCGUCUAUUUCGAUGGAUAAUUCAUCGUAUUAACGAGAUGUUACUCCCAAAAACACCGGCCGAAAAAUCGGAAAAGAUACCGAGUGUGCUCUUAAAUGUCGGAAUACUGGAUGUAUUUGGAUUUGAAAACCUGCGCACUAAUUCUUUCGAGCAGCUGUGCAUCAAUCUAGCCAAUGAACAAUUGCAGCAUUUCUUCAAUUUGAAAGUGUUCCAGCAAGAGCAGAACGAAUACGAAAGCGAGGGCCUGGGAGUAGAUAAGGUCACUUAUCGAGACAACAUAGACUUACUGCAUAUGUUCCUUGAUCGACCGAUCGGUAUCCUCUCCUUGAUGGACGAAGAAUGCCACUUCCCUCAGGGUUCUGACGCUUCGUUGGUUAUCAAGUUUCAACAUCAUUUCGCCUCGCAUGCAUCCCGCUUCCGCUCCACAUUUCGCCCGGCUCCUGGCCAAGCGCCGGUUCUGCCGACCUUUACCAUUUGCCACUAUGCUGGAGAUGUGCUCUACAACGCCAAAGGCUUUCUGGAAAAGAAUCGCGAUAGCCUACCCGAGCGACUGUGUGUGCUACUGCAGAGCAGUCCACACGCGAUAGUCAGCACACUCUUUCAGGCUAAAGUAUCGCGUACAGGCUCACUGGUGUUCGGACAAAAACUGGAGCCGGCACCCGUGCCGGCUGGGACAAAAAAAGCGGAACACGGGGCGGGAUUUGGACGGAGUACAAGAAAAAAGCUGACACUUGCUUACCAGUUCAAAGCAUCACUAACGGCACUGCUAGAUGAACUACAUCAAAGUGAAACAUAUUUUGUCCGAUGCAUCAAGCCAAACAUCGAACAGAUUCCCAACAAAUUUGACAGCUCCCACGUUUUAACGCAACUGCGCCAUGCCGGUGUUUUGGAAGCGGUAUGGAUUCGCCGUCAGGGCUUCUCGUACAGGCCCACAUUCUCUGAAUUCAUGGCACGCUUCCGAGGUCUUUUUAACCAAAGCUUUGACAGGCCGAUGACGUUGAUUGAAAAGAUCUUGGAACCCUACGGCUGUCAAUCAUGGCACCUGGGUAAAACCAAGGUCUUCGUCAAAUAUUGUGUUGCCGAUGACCUUGCCAGUCGGCUGCGAUUGCGUGAAACAGCGGCCAAAAAGAUACAGCGAUGGUUUCGAAACUGCAUGUGGAGAAAACGAAUACAGCAGGAAGCGGCCGAGCGCAUAAAUCUUGCCGCUGGCUCCAGUGGGACGUUUUCCGGUGCGCAUAGCGAAGCAUCCACGUAUCAUUCUGAGCACUCACAAUCAGCUGACCACAUCGAUGGUUAUUCCCUGGCGGAUGCGCAACAGGUGUCCCAGUGGUUUAAGGAUUGUGUCUAUGAGCAGCUUGCAUCCGGUGUUGCACAGGCAAAGAAGAAAACGCAAACCGGAAGACUGCACAAAACGGAUUGGUUUUUCACAAACUUAAACCGCCGGGAUGCCGAAGCUUUGCUCCGAAAUCGCACGGUGGGAUGCUUCCUGGUGCGAUCAAACCAGAGUGACUUUAAUGUUCUUGUUCUUUCGUUCAAAGCUCCGGAACGAUGCCGACAUUAUUUGAUUGAUUUUCUUCCCAACGAUAAAAUGAUGGUGCGAGGGGAAAGUAUAGCGCAUAGCAAUUUAGCGGAGUUGCUGGUUUAUUACCAAUCGCAUUCUCUGUCAAAUUACACCGGCUAUUUGACGGAAGCAUACUCUUUCCGGAACCCAGCUAAAGUAGACGAAGGCCGCCACGGCACACCGAAAAAGAAACUGCAGCCAGCAGAAUACGAUCAACUACCACCUCAAAAGAAGUUUUCGCGUUCACGCAAAUCCGGCAAAUGCGGCGACAGACGGUAG
Messenger RNA from Paramacrobiotus metropolitanus, 2907 nucleotides. RefSeq names its product unconventional myosin-VIIa-like. The transcript has 15 exons. NCBI's taxonomy places the organism in Eukaryota, Metazoa, Tardigrada, Eutardigrada, Parachela, Macrobiotidae. Gene Ontology annotation, cellular component: myosin complex. Gene Ontology annotation, molecular function: cytoskeletal motor activity; ATP binding; protein binding. The coding region runs from base 1 to 2907 and encodes 968 amino acids. The record is from RefSeq and is a predicted model, not a curated record.